Messenger RNA from Aspergillus viridinutans, 717 nucleotides. RefSeq lists its product as uncharacterized. The record is from RefSeq and is a predicted model, not a curated record. The transcript has a single exon. The coding region runs from base 1 to 717 and encodes 238 amino acids. Lineage: Eukaryota; Fungi; Ascomycota; Eurotiomycetes; Eurotiales; Aspergillaceae.
AUGCCUAAUAAACCCCCUUGCACCUGCACCUACCUCCAGCUCAUCCAGCCCUGCCCACAAGUGCGCGUUUUCGCUGCACCGGGAAGCCCCACGCCCCUGAUCCAAGUCUGUCCUAUCCGGUACAUCGCUCGCGGCGUCGGACGGCGCUUCUGCGCUCUGUGCAGCCGGGCCGCGGGUUUUGGUGGAUCGGAUACGCCUGGGCUGGUGGGAUACCCAGAACAACAGGGAUUUGGGGGCCCGCAGUUGGCAUCGCCGUCUCAGCAAUCGGUGCAGCAGGCGAUGCCUCUUGAUCCGUGUCUUGUCGGGGGAGGGAUCUCGAUUGGGGAUUUGUUGCUCCCGAUGGGUGAGGAGAGUACGGGUUCGUUGGGGACUGCUGGGGAUGCGGGAGGGAGAGACGAGGCGGGGCCGAGCGUGCCGGGCUCGUGUUCUUCAGACUUGUCGAUACAGUCGUUGUUGGUGCAGGCUGAGUCGGGAGGAGGGUUGGUUGCUGAUGGGCGUGGUGCGGCGGUGCCGGGGUGCGCGCAGGUUGAUGAAGUGCGGACGGUUCAGGCUGGGCCUGUGGUGGAGGAAGAAGCAUUAAAUGGGUGGAACGGGGAGGUGAGAGCUCGAAAGGAGGAUGAGACACGAGAUCAUGCCAAAGAGGCUGGAGGGUCCGGUCCCGAUUGGGGAACGCAGAUAGUUCUUGGCCUGGACGAGAAGUCUUCUACGAGUGGUUGA